Molecule: messenger RNA, 1757 nt
Organism: Gossypium arboreum
Lineage: Eukaryota; Viridiplantae; Streptophyta; Magnoliopsida; Malvales; Malvaceae
Product: IQ domain-containing protein IQM3-like
Exons: 9
Coding region: 88-1647 (519 amino acids)
Molecular function (GO): protein binding
Source: RefSeq, a predicted model, not a curated record
ACACUCAAAUUAGUUGAAAAUCUAAGGCUUAGUUUGGUUUGUUUCAAACUAAUUGAAAUAGUUGACUAGUUAUAGUAAACAAAGACAAUGGAGGUCAUUGAAUGCGGAACUCGAACAGCUGUUUCAAAAUUCGAUAUGCAGUCAAAGUCUCUGUUUUAUGACAUUUCCCCCCGGGACAACCUUCAUAAUAACGGGUUUGGUCUGGACUCCAAGUCGUCCCAUUUUUUCUCCAUGGAUAGUUCGAAAGAAGCAAACAAACCAGAUUCUGCGUCGGGGAACAGUGACGGUGGUUUUGAAAUGCCGGUGGAGUCGUCGGGUUCGAAUCACGCGCCAGGUGUUGGUUGUUGUCAUUCGAACGCUGCGGUUAAGGUUCAGAAAGUGUACCGGAGUUACUGGACACGGCGUAGAAUAGCUGACUCCGCUGUUGUCGCUGAAGAAUGGUGGAGGGUUUUAGAUUAUGCAAGGCUUAAUCACAGCACAAUCUCCUUUUUUAAUUAUUCCAAACCAGAAUCUGUUGCUUCAAGAUGGAAUCGUGUUGUCUUAAAUGCUUCUAAGGUCGGGAAAGGAUUGUUCAAAGACGCCAAGGCGCAAAAAUUGGCUUUUCGACAUUGGAUUGAAGCUAUUGAUCCACGCCACCGCUAUGGCCAUAACUUGCAUAUUUACUACGAUGAGUGGUGUAAAUCUGAUGCUGGUCAGCCAUUUUUCUACUGGUUGGAUAUAGGGGAAGGGAAAGAGAUUGACCUCCAAGAAUGUCCGAGAUCAAAGCUUCGACAACAAUGUAUUAAGUAUCUGGGACCUCAAGAGAGGGAGCAUUAUGAGUACAUUGUUUUUGAAGGAAAGAUUAUCCAUAAACAAACUGGAAAUGUUCUUCAUACAAUCAAAGGAUCGGAAGGCCGGAAAUGGAUAUUUGUUGUGAGCACAUCCAAGAAAUUGUACGCCGGCGAGAAGAAGAAAGGGAUGUUUCACCAUUCUAGCUUCUUGGCUGGAGGAGCGACGUUUGCAGCCGGUAGGCUGGUGGCGGAGCAGGGAAUAUUAAAGUCUAUUUCUGCAUAUAGUGGACAUUACCGGCCAACAGACGAUAGUCUUGAUAAUUUUCUAUCAUUUUUGAAGGAGAAAGGAGUGAACCUUAGUGAAGUGGAGAUACGCCGAGCAUCUGAUGAUUCUGAUAACUAUGGCAAUGACAAAUCCGGAAGUGGUGGGACUGCAGUUGAAGUUUCAGUGCCUAUUGAACCUGAAAUUAACAGUGAAGAGAAGAAUGUUUCACUGCAGUCAUCGGAAACUAAUCAAACAGGGGCCUCAUAUACUUACAAAAGGACUUUAUCCGGUGGUCUUCAGAGUCCAACAGUUGAGGUGCCUAAGAAAGCUAUAUUGCAAAGGAUCAACUCGAAGAAGGCAGUCAAAUCAUAUCAAUUAGGACAUCGGCUGUCACUCAAAUGGUCAACUGGUGCUGGUCCGAGGAUUGGGUGCAUUGCCGACUAUCCCGUAGAACUGAGACAAGAAGCACUUGAGUUUGUCAACUUGUCCCCGAUAACUCCUCACACCCCUUCACCAUUCAUGUCUCCACAUACCCCGUCAACGCCUUCAUCAUACAGGCAUCUAGGCGAUCUUCCACCAGCUACGACUCCGUCGACAUCACAUGACCACUAAUGUUAACGGGACAUUCUUGGUAUCUGUGUGUAACAUAAUGUAAAAUUAUUUUUUAAGCCUUUAAAUUUUUUAGAAAUUUUAAAUUAGUAAAAAUAAAAUUAUACUUUGAA